Messenger RNA from Oldenlandia corymbosa var. corymbosa, 4438 nucleotides. The record is from the annotation of a GenBank genome assembly. Lineage: Eukaryota; Viridiplantae; Streptophyta; Magnoliopsida; Gentianales; Rubiaceae.
AAAAUUGUUUCUAAUUUGCUCCCUCCCUCUCUGUCUCUCUCUCUGUCUCUCUCUCUCUCUCUCUCUGCGUACUUCUCUGCACGUCUGUUUACCUUUGGGGAGCCAUUUUCCGGUCUCUUUUUCUUCUCUCUCUUUCAAUUCUUUGAAUCUUUGCGCCUCCGAAAUACCUGAAACAUUCCAACGAACAAAAAUCCCAACUGAAUAUCUGAUUGAAGUUUUUUGAAACAGAAAAGAAAAAAAAAAAAAAAACCUUCCAACUUGCCCUGUAAAUCCUUCCAAAAUAGGCCCCCUUUUUUUGCUUUUGUUAAUUCGUUGCAUUGCUCAUUCUUUUGGGGAAAAAAAAAUUCUUGGGUUUCGAAUUCAAGGACAAAGGGAUUUCUGGGUUCUUGUCUUUAGGUCGGUUUGAUCAUUUGGUGCUUCUCUGCAUGUGCAUGGUUGUUGGGAUGAUUGUUUCGUUGGAUUGAAAGGAUUGAGGCUGAUUCCUUCGGUGAAUUUCCUUCAAAUUGUUCAAAUACAAACAUAGGAGGAAGAAUUUCUUCUUCUUCUUUUUUCUGGGUUUGCUUGUUCUGAUGAAAUGAGAAGGAACGUGUUAUGGAUGUGGAAGAGUGAAUUGAGAUUCAAUGGAAGUUGGAACAGCUCAAACCAUCAUUUUUGUGGCAUUUCUAUGGGUUCUUGUAUCCAGUAACUCCAAUGGCGAUAAGAAGUUCGCAGAAGCCACCGUAAGCAUUGGAUUUUCUUUGGAUAUUCAACCAAUUCACGAUGAAACGGCAAAUGAAAAUUUGAUCUACUGUAGUAGAUACCUGAAUUAUUGCAUUCAAUGUCUUGAAAGUUUAGAACAAGUAUCUCUGACAUCAAGUAGGCAUGGGAACGGAAACUUGGAUUUUGAUCAACUAGCACUGGGGAUAAUAGAGGAGAUUGCUCCACAUUCUCCUUUCCAAGAGAAGAAGUAUCUGUUUGAGUGCUUAAGAAAGGAAAUGGUUUUCGAUCAUGAAUCUGGAGAAGACUUGUAUUCUGAUAAUUGGUUCAACAAGUGCCAGGAGCCAUUUUCUACAUGUCCCACUGUUCCGAGAAGGUUCUUAAGACAUAGAAGGCAGGAUAGGAAAAGGGUAAAGCAUGGUCAGGCUCCUUCCUCUAGAGCUUUAUCACCAGAUAAUAGUCAAGCACUUCAUGAGAAUAAGGUUCGGCUUGGUCAGGCUCCUGCCUCUAUAGCUGCGUCACCAGAUCAUAGUCAAGCACUUCACAGGAAAACGGUUAGGCUUGGUCCGGCUCCUGCCUCUAGAGCUGCAUCACCGGAUUAUAGUCCAGCACCAACUUAUUUUGUCCCAGCUAGCUCUCCCUCACCACUUUUGCAGCCACCUUCACCAGUUUUACGGCCUCCUUCACCAGAGCCAUCUCCACCACAAGGAAUCAUCAAGCCUCGUCCAUAUUCAGGUGCUUCAGAUCCUCCUCCAAAAAGACCAAUCCAUGAGAUGGCUCCUCCACCAAGACCUCAAAGUAGCGUAGUUUCUACUUUCCAAAAAUAUGAAACUGCCAUUAUAGUUGCAGGUUCGGUUGUUGGGUUGGCCCUAGUUGUUCUGCUGGUUUUCUGCUGUAUCAACAGGAAAAAAGAUCAGGUCAGCCCGGUGAACGGACAAACACAUGUAAAAAGAGAUGAAAAGCCUCUUCUUAACUUCAGUGCCAGUGAUGUUUCAGCCGCUUCUUCUCAGAUGUCUCAAAGCUUAGGAAACUAUGGUGACAAAAAUCUCAAUACUUCAUCUGCUAUUGGCAAUGGAGCAAUUGCAGUUGAUUCAUCAGCAGAAACAAAAUCGGCUACGCCUGAUGCAUCUGUAAACACUACUGGAUUAUUACCUCUUCCUCCAGGAAGAUCAGCACCUCCACCAGCAGCACCACCUCCUCCUCCACCUAAACCUCCUGCGCCUGCACCUCCACCUCCUCCAAAAGUUGUUCGUCCUCCUCCUAAUCCACCAAAAGGUCCAAAACCUGCAAAGCCUUCACCUCUUGGAGGACAUACUCCAGGAAAACCUUCUGCUGGUGAUGGGAUAGAGAUGGCUGGGGACUCUGAUGCUCCUAAGGCUAAGCUGAAACCAUUUUUCUGGGAGAAGGUUAUGGCCAACCCAGAUCAUUCCAUGGUUUGGAAUGAAAUUAAGGCUGGGUCAUUCCAAUUCAAUGAGGAGAUGAUGGAAUCCUUGUUUGGUUAUGUUCCGGCAGAUAAGGGCAAAUAUGAGCACAAUAGAGGUACAUCAUCUUCCGAAGCUGGGCCUAUGUAUAUUCAGAUAAUUGAUCCCAAGAAGUCCCAAAACCUUGCAAUUCUUCUCAAAGCAUUGAAUGUGACAACCGAAGAAGUAUGCGAUGCUCUUAAGGAAGGUAAUGAGCUCCCACCAGAGCUAGUUGAGACGCUGCUGAGGGUUGCUCCAACUACAGAAGAAGAAUUAAAACUUCGGUUAUUUAGUGGGGAUCUUUCUCAGCUUGGACCUGCUGAGCGCUUCCUAAAAGUCAUAGUUGACAUUCCAUUUGCCUUCAAAAGGAUGGAAUCGUUGCUGUUCAUGAGUUCUUUUCAAGAUGAAACUUCCUCCAUUGCAGAGUCUUUUGCUACGUUGGAGGUAGCAUGCAAGGAACUCCGAAAUAGCAGACUUUUCCUAAAACUCCUUGAGGCAGUGCUAAAAACUGGAAACCGCAUGAAUGAUGGCACGUAUCGUGGUGGUGCCAUGGCAUUCAAGCUUGAUACCCUCUUGAAGUUGUCAGAUGUGAAAGGAACUGAUGGCAAGACGACACUGCUUCACUUUGUUGUUCAGGAAAUUAUUAGAUCUGAAGGUCUGAGGGCUGCACGUAGAUUAAGAGAAAGCCAGAGCAUGUCCAGUGUAAAAACAGAAGAUCUUGCUGAGGAAUCCUCGCAGGAAUCAGCAGAUUAUCAUCGCAGCCUUGGUCUUGAGGUGGUUUCUGGUUUGAGCAAUGAUCUGGUGAAUGUGAGGAAGGCAGCACUUAUAGAUGGUGACAUCCUAGCAGGAUCAGUUUCCAGUCUUGGACAAUCACUGUUGGACACUAAGAACUUCUUAAAUUGUGAGAUGAGGGAUGUUCAGGAAGACAGUGAAUUCUGCUCCACAUUGUCGAGUUUUAUAGAGCAGGCUGAAGUUGAGAGUGCAAAGCUGCUAGAAGAAGAGAAAAGGAUUAUGGCUCUAGUUAAGAGUACCGGGGACUACUUCCAUGGAAAUGCUGGAAAGGACGAAGGCCUCCGCCUCUUUGUCAUUGUUCGUGAUUUCUUAAUAAUGUUGGACAAGGCAUGUAAAGAUGUAAAAAACCAGACAAAAUUGCCUGCUAAGACAUCUCGAAGAGAGGCUUUAGCACCAUCACCUUCCCAAGAAUCACACCAGGAGUCUUUGCCAGAUCUUCACCAUCGGCUCUUCCCAGCCAUCAAAGAGCGGCGUCUCGACGACUCUAGUUCUGAUGACGACAACUGAUCACCUGGACCUCUAUGGAUUGGAAGGUAAUCUAAACAUUAAUGAUAAUGAUCAGAAAUGAAAUGAACAAAUAUUCGGCAACCUGUGCACAGUAAACAUAUUCCGUACAGGAUUGUGUAACCUCCCUUCCCUAUGACCUGAAUUUGCUCAUGUAGCAGAAAUGAGAAUCAAAGGACAAUGGUUUGUAGUUGUAAACCUGGGUCAACGGUUAAUUUUAUAGAGGUUUUUGUGAGCAUAUCACUAUUUUGAAAAAUAUCACAUACUUUUUCAAGGGAAGUGAAGAUGAUUGUAUAAAAUUGCACCAUCCUGGAAAAAUAUAUCUGCUAUAAAAUUGGCAUCUAUGCUGUUGAUCUCCAUGUCUCUAGUUUUUAUGCUGAUAUUUGAGUAUGUUCACUCUGAACAAUCAGCAUGCUAUACCGUCAGACACUGAUUAUUCUUGAGUCGGACAUUUAAACAAUCAACCAGUAAAGUUCUUUUUGUUGGUUGUUAAUGUUAGGGUUCUGUUUUUUGCAUCUUCUGACGGAUCAAUGAGGAAAGGCACUUCUGCGACAAGCUUUGAAUAAGUUUAUUUGUGUUUUUAACAUCCAAGGUUCACAUCAUCUCCCUUUGAUGAUUCAGUCACUGUUGAUUACUGUAAUUGAUCAAUAUUUUGAGCCCUCGAGCUUCCAAGACGAGAGAAUGAAGAUGUGUAUAUUAGACGGCAGUUAGAGACAACCUUGUAAAAUCAUGUCAUGCACAAGUUUUGUGCUCUAUAUAGGCUUGCACUUUUGCUGAUAGCUGUUGAUAACCUCCAUUUUUGCAUCAGAUUCAAGAUUUUCUUGGUUUGAAGCAUUGAUCUUAUUUUCCCCCAAAAAAGGUACAUAAACUCUUGGACAAGACUGAUGAUACCUUGUAAUUGUACUGAAUUACAGUUUAUUUCUAACAGAAACCAGCAAAAGUUGAUGUAAAUAUCUCUCUACUUAUACCUCUUAUGAGCUUUUUGU